AUGCUCCUAAUACCACUGGUCCUUAUCCCUCUUACAGCACUCUUCGUGUCUGCACCUCUUCUCGUUCCGUUACUCUUUCGAGCGCUUGAUUUUAGCAACAGGCCUCUCCUCUCCUCAAACUUCCCUUUCAACCUCUACACCUCACCAUAUCAGAGCAAACUGAAUGUCCAACCUGCUGUAUAUCUCUUGAACACGACAUUUUCCGCCAAUGACACUACGUCUCGCGAUGCCCCGCUGUCCCACAACCCCUUCCCCGUCCUCGAUCCUGUCAUAUUCUCCUCCACGAAGGCCAUGUUGCGGACGAUAGUCUACGAUGUCUUGCGUUGGAACAAGAGCGCAAUUCUAUGCGGGUUUAUUGCUGGGAUAAUAGUAGGGGUGGCGUCAAGUGUAAUCCUUUCUGUCCAAAGACAAGAAACAAUAGUUCCUCCGCGUGUGGUCGAAAUUGAAAAAAUCGUGGUGGUGGAGAAGGAGGGGACUGAGAACGUGAUUGAUGUCGCCUCGCCAGCGAACGAUUCUAUCCUGAAGGACAUAGAAAUACAUCUGGACGCGGACAUACCCUCUCCUGCACCAUAUCGCGUAUCUCUGACCGCAGAUGCCCAUCAACUUCCCGAGAAAGCGCGACUCCUCAUCGUUACGUACAAGGACAAACGACUCUACGCAGAUAUCACGGACUACGACUGCUGGAAACAGUGGCAAAAUCAUUUAACGCAGGGCUUUGCGCGCUGGUCGCACCUGCGCCAUAAUGGUGUCUCUUGGAUCCGUAUAGGAGCAUUUCGCGAGUAUUUGCGCAAGUGUCAGCCCCACAUUCGGUUUUCAAGCGCGUACGCAAAGCAGGCAAUGGCACAAUUAGCAGAUGUCGACAUCUUCGCAGACAUCCCUUCAAACGCUCAGCCAGAACCUACGAAAUCUACUGCACCAACUACCAACCCGUCGACAUCUACAGCUCCCUUCCAGGCGGGCACUCCGCAAGGAUCUCAUCCUUCUCAAAUUCCAGCAGUCCCCAAACCCACCUCUGCACCCACUCUUUCUUCCAAUACUUCAUCUGCGCCUUCCCCACCUUCGACCUCCGCGUCGACGAGUGGAUUGACCGAGGCCCGUCGAUCUGGACCCUCUUCGACGUCCCCUCCAAGCUCAAACCACGCUACUUUCCCAGCCCAGCCUGGCGCCACCGCCACAUCCGCCACUUCAUCUUCUGCUCAGACUGCGCAAACUCGUACUCCAGCGACUAGCGUAGGACCGUCUGCACCACCACCAGAAAACUCUCCUGAGGACCUCAAAAGGAAAUUGGAAGCAUGCUUCUCUCAGAACGUUCGAGAUGAACAUGGAGCUCUGCUCUAUGUCAUAUGGCCUGGCGUGUACAAUUUUCUUCGCCUGAUGGAGGGCAACGUCAUAUACAAUUAUCAGGCCCUCUUAACUCUGGUGUUCUCUGUAACAACAAGUAUUUCUGACAAGCGCGACCUGAUUCCUGUGAAUGCCUUGAAGGACUUCUUCCUGCAUGCGGAUCCAGAGCUGCGACGGUUCAGGACCAAGAACGCUUAUGACGCGUUUUGCUCAAUGCUCGAAAUUCCCGCCGGCGAACGCGCUACUUUCCCUCUGUCCGAGGAUAUCUACCCCGAGGGCUUUCUCGGUUGGAAAGAGUUUAUUGCCAACAACCCAGCCUCUGUGAUGCUUCAAACGGAGACUGGCGUUGUCCACUAUAUUCGUUUGCCGGUUUUGGGGCAGUUCGGCAAGCAUUGGCUGAAGGAGUUUCAGAUAUUUGUGUCGACACAACAUAGUCUCACCAGCCUCUGCGCUAAACAUCGUAUUGCACACGACCAAGGUCCACUGAUUGCACGAAGUCAAAUUCUCCCGUUCUUUUUCCAGGGUUACCAGGAAGAGCAAGUAUUUUUCCAGAAUCCCACAGUAUUCCACGUCUUCUGGAACCUGCUAUGCGUUCCUCUAACUCAGCGUCCCCCGUUCCGUCGUCACACGCCACAACCGCCCACCGUGGUACCCAAUCCAUCUGACCCACGCCGACCAUCCAACCACGUUCCCCAGCCUGCUGGUACCACAGCACCUAGCCUCUCCAAUCAAGUUGAACCAGUUCCUCGUCCUUCGGCUCCUGCACCAGGAGCACACCCUCAUCGACAAACGUCUUCCAGCUCGCCACAACCAGCAAGUGGCGCAUCUGGAAGUGCGCCAGCAUCAAUUGGGUUGAUCAAGGAAGAGAAGGAUCGCGCAUCGCUGCCCUCUGUCACCGAUACGACGACUCCUUCAAAGAGUAGGAUGCCGAAGGUCAAGGAGAACAGCAACGACAAUGCUCAGGAGCAGGUGGAUAUGCACAAACGUGCCACAGGGUCCGAUAGUGGCGCUCAUCCUCGUGCUGAAGGGCUCGAUUCCUCGAUCUAG
Molecule: messenger RNA, 2388 nt
Organism: Stereum hirsutum FP-91666 SS1
Lineage: Eukaryota; Fungi; Basidiomycota; Agaricomycetes; Russulales; Stereaceae
Exons: 9
Coding region: 1-2388 (795 amino acids)
Source: RefSeq, a predicted model, not a curated record